Setaria italica (foxtail millet) is the source of this 3806-nucleotide messenger RNA. Its product is annotated as disease resistance protein RPM1. The coding region runs from base 138 to 3518 and encodes 1126 amino acids. Gene Ontology annotation, molecular function: ADP binding. The transcript is spliced from 2 exons. The record is from RefSeq and is a predicted model, not a curated record. NCBI's taxonomy places the organism in Eukaryota, Viridiplantae, Streptophyta, Magnoliopsida, Poales, Poaceae. Gene Ontology annotation, biological process: defense response to other organism.
AUAGAGUGUACCCACGACUGAGAACAUUCAACCGCACUGUUCCAAGUCUUCUCUGAUACCACCUCCUCACUCCUCAGUCAAGAGUCAACCCCCUCAGCGAAAAGGGAAAUAAAGGACUAGAUCUAGGAAGCCGAUGCAUGCUCGAUCUCCAGGCGAAGAGGAUGGAGGCCGCCCUCUUGGGCGGGUUAAUCAGAGCUGUCGUGCCGAAGCUCCUCUCGCUGGCUGAUGAGAAGUACAAGCUGCAGAAGGGCGUCAAGAGAGGCAUCAAAUUCCUCGACAAGGAGCUUCGCAUGAUUAUCGGUUCCAUCGAUGAUGAGCUCUCCGAGCAGGCCGACGACCACGGGGCCGUGUCGGGCUUGUUGAUUGAAGACUUGCGCGAGCUGGCUUUCGGCAUAGAGGACUUCUUGGACAGCGUCAGGUAUCACGCUAUCUGGAAGCAGCAGCCGGCCUCGUUCCGCAAAAUUGUUCGACUCCCCAAGAAGAUGCUCGCUAGUCUGCAGUUCGCCGGCGAGGUGCAGCGGCUGAAGAAGCUGGCGAUGGAAGUAUAUGAGCGGAAGAAGAGAUAUACGGGUCAUGCACAGCAACAACCCUCUGCUGCUGCUUGGAUGGAUGAAUCGUCGUCGCCAGUAUUUGAUCCGCGCAACAUCUGUGACACAGAUCUAGUGGGCAUCGACGGGCUCCGGGCGGAUCUCUUGGAGCAGCUGUCAGAAGCCAAGGGGCAGUUGAAGGUGAUCGCCAUCGUCGGCUUCUGCGGCUUGGGGAAGACCGCCCUGACUGCCCAAGUGUACAAUAGAGAAAUCGGCGACAGAAGAUUCGAGAAACACGCAUGGGUUUGUGCCGCGGGCAAGCAGCCGACGGAGGUGCUGACACAGGUGCUCGGCGAACUCAAUGCCGAUUCCGCGGGUUCUUCUCAGGGCACGUCAAAGGAUCGACAGCUUUGUGAAGAUAUAAGAAAGCAGUUGCAUAACAAGAGGUAUUUAAUUGUGAUUGAUGACAUUCAAACAGAAGUUUUGUGGAGAAACAUCAAAUCAGCCUUCCCAGACGAUAAUGAUGUUUCAAGCAGAGUAGUGGUGACAACUACUAUUCAAUCAAUUGCUAAUGCCUGCAGCUCCUCUGAAAGCUAUGUGCACAAGAUGAGAAGACUUGAUGAGGAAUGCUCGAAACAACUGUUCUCCUUCAAAGCUUGCCCUAACGAAUAUUCCUGUUACAAGCAGCCGGAUUCAGCAGCAAUUUUGAAGAAAUGUGGCGGCCAGCCACUUGCUCUGGUAACUAUAGGUGAAUUCUUGCAAACACAGGGUUGGCCGAAAGGACCUUCAUGUGAAGAUAUAUGCAGCAAGUUACAUUAUCAUUUGAAGAAUGACAGAACUUUUGAAGCAAUGCGACGGGUGCUGAUCCGCAACUACACCAGUCUACCAAACCAUGCUUUGAAAGCCUGUUUGCUAUAUUUUGGUAUGUUCCCAUGUGAUUAUCAGAUCAAGAGAAAAAGCCUGUUGAGACUAUGGUUAGCUGAGGGAUUUGUAGAACUACAACCUUCAACUAGCACCCCGGAUCCUGCAACUGCUUUUGAUGCGCUCAAGGAUCGGAACAUCAUUGAGCCCAUUUAUGUAAGCAACAAUGAGACCGUGAAGACAUGCCAGACUUACGGCAUGAUGCAUGAGUUCAUUACGCACAUGUCAAUCUCUCAGAAAUUUGUCACUUUGCUUUGUGAUGAGAUGAACAAUGACAAAUAUGUUCGUCGUCUUUCUGUCCAUAAAAGCACUGCUACAGAUGGCAAUAAUUCAGAUUGUAAUUCUUUAUCUCUCGUUCGAUCUCUGACGGUUUUUGGGAAGCCUAGUGAAGCUAUUUUAGACUUCAGCAAGUAUCGCCUGCUUCGAGUCUUGGAUCUAGAAAAGUGUGAUGACUUGAAGGAUACUCAUGUCAAAAACAUAUGCUCUCUGCUGCUUUUGAAAUAUCUGAGCCUUGGAAAAAACAUUACCAAGCUUCCCAAGGAUAUUUCAAAACUGACAGUUUUGGAGACACUUGAUUUAAGGCAAUCUAUGGUAGCUGAGGUGCGGGCAGAAGUCUUCCUGAUGCCUUGUUUACUUCAUCUGUUUGGGAAGUUUAUGGUUCUCGAUGCCGUGGAUUUUCCCUCGCAAGGGAGAAGUGUCUUGCAGACACUAGCAGGAUUAAUCACUGACGGAAGACAAGGUUAUUUUAAUUUUAUGGAUUAUAUGACAAAAUUGAGAAAGGUGAAGGUUUGGUGUGUGUCAUCGGCAGGUGCAAGUGGUAACUGGACUGAUCUUCAGAAGGCCAUUCAGAAGUUCAUCCAUGAUAAAAAUGUAGCAAAUAUUGGUGAUCGUUCUCUAUCGCUUCAUUUUGACAAAUCCUUUAUUGACUCCCUCAAUUCCUUAAAAGAACCGUGUUACCUGAGCUCGCUGAAAUUACACGGCGAAUUGGAUGCAUUGCCUCAGUUUGUUAUUUCACUUCGUGGUCUCAAGGAGUUGUGCCUUACAUCUGUUAAAUGUACGAAGGGCCUUCUUGAAGCUUUGACCCUGCUGAGUAACUUGAAAUAUUUAAAACUGAUUGCUGAUGACCUUGAGAAGUUCACCAUAAAAGAUAAGGCAUUCCCCAGCUUGCUAUGUCUUUGUUUUGUGCUGCAACAUCCAACACAUCCAACACUUCCAACAAUUCAAGAAGGAUCUAUGCCAUUCCUCAACACACUUCAGCUGCUCUGUAAGGGUCUACAUGGCCUUUGCGGUAUCAAAAUAGAAUAUCUGAAAGUCCUUAAGGAGGUUAUUCUUGAUGAUAGGGUUGAUUCAGAUACAUGGGGGGAAUGGGAAGAGGCUGCUAAGGAACAUCCAAAUAAGCCAAAAGUUUUGCCAUCCAAAAUAGCUGACACUUCGAAAAGGGAGCCUAAAGCUGAAAUUUCAAAAAGGAAACCUACAGAAGAUUCUGAUGUUUUGGUGCCAACCAGAAUUAAGUUUACAGAAAAUUCUGUUGCAUCAGUGGGAUCCGUACAAGACACAGGCAGUAGUAGGAUAGUAAAUCAAGGAUAUUCUGUUGCGUCAAUGGGAUCCACACAAGACACGGGCAGUAGUAUGCUAGUAAACCAAGGAUUAGACUCAUCUGCUCAACCAAAGAUACAUAAUAUUCGUGCAGUUCAAGCAAGCUCAGAUGGUGGAUCGUAUUCUUCUUCCAAUCAUAUGGGAGUUUUUGAGGUUCCUCCUAUGACCAAUUUAUCAGAAACAGCUAGUAAAGCAGAAAGUGAGCAUGCGGGCAAUUGUGUUCCAGUAGAGCUAACCAAAGUUGACUCUGCAAACAAUUCUGUUUCUCCAAAUGAAACAAUAGAACAGACUGACACUCCAAUUCCAGUUAACCAAAAACUGGGUUCCUCUUAUGGGCCAAACAGCCAGAAUAGUUUUGCAGAUAUACAAAAUCAUGCUUUCAAGAGUAUGGAGGUUUCAGAAGAUUCUGUUUCAACUGAGUUGUCAAUUACUGGGCAUGGCAUGGUGCCUUCUCAUACGCUGCAAGGAUGCUGAUGAGCUGAUCCUCAGUAAUAUGCAAUAUCAUAUACCUUAAUUUUUCUUAUUAUUUUCAAUCAUUUCCCAUCCACAUUUGUUCAAGUAUAUCCCAAACUUUUGUAAAGUCCAUCACUGGCUGUUGGCGAAAUUAGAGGGAUUCCCGCUUGACUGUUUUUCUAAUAGAAUAAGGUAGUCAAAUUGCCAUCCUAUAUUAUAUGAUGGAUUUAUUCAUUUAAAAACUUGCUAUCACACCGACUUACGAAUUGACAUAACUGAUGAGAAUGUGAUGGAAAUGUAUUAAUUAUA